Molecule: messenger RNA, 1497 nt
Organism: Larimichthys crocea (large yellow croaker)
Lineage: Eukaryota; Metazoa; Chordata; Actinopteri; Sciaenidae
Exons: 9
Coding region: 376-1233 (285 amino acids)
Source: RefSeq, a predicted model, not a curated record
GAUAAGAUAUGCCAGAACACUCUUUUAAAACAGACUCUACUUAGUCUAGAUUAGACACGUUAUGAGAGGGAGAGGCAUGUUUUUACACUCAAAUAUAGGUGGAAACUUUUUGCAGAAACACUUCCCCUUCAAGUCUGUCAUUGAGUAACUGAAUGAUAAUAGUUUGCACAUUAGCAAGAGACGACCAAGUAAACGCCAUCUUUGUUAGGCCUGAACAAACGCAUUGGAUUGGCUGUUGUCGGCACAUCUCCGCCUACACCAGAGACGCUAAAGUGCAUUAGGAAAGAGGCCAAAAUACACCUCAAGAACCAAAGCACACUUUUAUCCGGAAAGAUACGGCUCACAGCAAAGCACAGGUUUCCCAGCACUGCUCAGAUGAACAUGUCACCAGUGCUGAGCUGCCCCACACUCCCACUUUCCAAUGGUCUGCAGAUUCCAGUAUUAGGAUUAGGCACCUCACAUUACGGUGGAUUCUCUCAUGAUGCCAUUGUGUAUGCACUCACUGAGUGCGGCAUGCGCCACAUGGACACAGCAAAGCGUUAUGGCUGUGAGGAGAAACUUGGCGAAGCUAUCAGAGAAAGUGGAAUACCACGAAGUGAACUGUGGCUCACCAAUAAACUGUGGCCAGGGGACUACGGAUACAAAGCUGCAAAGAAAGCCUGCCUUGACUCCUGCUCACAGAUGGGGGUGGAAUAUUUUGAUCUCUACCUGAUGCACUGGCCAGGUUCAAUGCGACCUGGUUGCUCUAACAGGGAGCUGAGAGCUGAGACAUGGAGAGCUUUGGAGGAACUUUAUAAAGAAGGUGUGUGCCGUGCUAUUGGAGUGAGCAACUUUCUGGUCCACCACCUACAACAGUUAAAGGAAGACUGUAGUAUUGUGCCACAUGUUAACCAGGUGGAGUACCAUCCUUUCCAGCAGCCCAAUCACCUCAUAGAGUACUGUCAUCAGGAGGGAAUUGUGUUUGAAGGGUACAGUCCUCUGGCCAAGGGUCAAGCCCUCAAUGACCCAACUGUUCUCCAAAUAGCAGAAAAAUACAGACGCACACCUGCACAGAUCUGCAUCCGCUGGAGUAUUCAGAACAAUGUUGUUACGAUACCAAAAUCCACCAAACACAAGAGGAUACAAGAAAACUGUGAAGUGUUUGGGUUCCAGCUGGAAGAGGUGGACAUGGCUGCUUUGGGAGGAUUGCACGACAAUAGACAUGUAACUUGGGAUCCAACAAAUGUGGAGUAACAAUAUGUUCGACUCACAGUGUGUUUGUCCUGGAAGCAGGUUUUCCAGUAACAGCUCUUUACACUUUAACUAAAAGAAGAUGAUUCAUCUUAGCUACCUUUUCUGUGAACACACACGCAGUGACAUGAAAAAGUGGCUUAUUUUAUAGAAAUAUCUAAUUAUUGUUUUUAUAAUGCAAUAACAAAUUAGAUCUUACAAUCAUAGAUAAGAGAAAUAACAAAGGAUGAUGAUCAUGUUUACUGUUCUUUUUUGGUUGGUUGUGGG